Molecule: messenger RNA, 4671 nt
Organism: Heteronotia binoei (common prickly gecko)
Lineage: Eukaryota; Metazoa; Chordata; Lepidosauria; Squamata; Gekkonidae
Gene: PRICKLE2
Product: prickle planar cell polarity protein 2
Exons: 9
Coding region: 10-2697 (895 amino acids)
Molecular function (GO): zinc ion binding
Source: RefSeq, a predicted model, not a curated record
ACCUCUGCCAUGUUCAGCCGCGGCUCUCGGAAGCGGCUCUCCAGCAGAUCGUUGACUGCCUUGUGUGAGCUGGAAAGAGAGAAGCCUUGCAGCAGGUGUGGCGACCGAUGUCCCGGCUUCGCGCUUCAUAAAUGGAGGAAGAUUUGCCUGCACUGUAAGUGUCCACAGUCGGAACACUUUGAAACGGUGAUGCCACUAGAAAUGGAGAAGACCGUGACCAAGCUGAUGUUUGACUUCCAGCGCAAUUCGACUUCAGACGAUGACUCUGGCUGUGCCUUGGAAGAGUAUGCCUGGGUUCCUCCAGGGCUGAAACCAGAACAGGUUCAUCAGUACUACAGCUGCCUACCAGAGGACAAAGUACCCUACGUGAACAGCCCCGGGGAGAAAGCCCGCAUAAAACAGCUUCUACAUCAGCUGCCACCACACGACAAUGAGGUUCGAUACUGCAACUCACUGGAUGAGGAAGAGAAAAGGGAACUCAAGCUCUUCAGCAAUCAGAGGAAAAGGGAGAACUUGGGGCGAGGCAACGUCCGACCAUUCCCGGUCACCAUGACGGGAGCCAUCUGUGAGCAGUGUGGAGGCCAAAUCAACGGAGGAGACAUAGCCGUCUUUGCAUCCCGAGCAGGCCAUGGUGUUUGCUGGCACCCACCAUGCUUCAUCUGCAGCGUUUGCAACGAGCUGUUGGUAGAUCUUAUCUAUUUCUAUCAAGACGGAAAGAUUUAUUGUGGCCGGCACCACGCGGAAUGCCUCAAGCCUCGGUGCGCAGCCUGCGAUGAGAUUAUCUUUGCUGACGAGUGCACAGAGGCUGAGGGAAGGCACUGGCACAUGAAGCACUUUUGCUGUUUUGAAUGCGAAACGGUACUAGGUGGCCAGCGGUACAUCAUGAAGGAAGGGCGGCCAUAUUGCUGCAACUGUUUCGAAUCCUUAUAUGCGGAGUAUUGUGAUACCUGUGCUCAACACAUUGGCAUUGAUCAAGGUCAGAUGACUUACGACGGCCAACACUGGCAUGCUACAGAAACUUGCUUCUGUUGCGCACAGUGCAAGAAGUCUCUUCUUGGGCGACCAUUCCUGCCAAAGCAAGGGCAGAUCUUCUGUUCAAGAGCAUGCAGCAUGGGCGAUGACCCUAAUGGCUCAGAUUCGUCAGACUCUGCCUUCCAGAGUGCUAGAGCCAAGGAGUCGCGACGUAGUGCCAAGAUUGGCAAGAACCGGAACAAAGGAGAGGAGAAUGCGCUAAGCCAGAGCAACCAACUACAGGUAUCCUCCAGCAGGCUUUCUGCAGAUGUAGACCCUCUCUCCUUGCAGAUGGACUUGCUGAGUUUGUCCAGUCAAACUCCUAGUCUAAACAGGGACCAUGUAUGGAGGAGCAGAGAUGAACUGUAUCACUAUGGGAACAAAAUGGAGCAGAGUCAGUCACAAAGUCCUUUGCAGCUGCUCAGCCAGUGUAACAUAAGGACUUCCUACAACCCAGGGCAGAGUCCAAGUGUCCAGCAGGAUCUAUGGGGCAAACAUUUCAGCAACCCAAAGAGAAGUUCCUCUCUAGCCAUGAAAGGACAUGGUGGCAGCUUCAUCCAGGAUUGCAGAGAAGAUUAUUACUCAGGAAGGCUACGGUCUCAGGAGAGUUACAGUGACAUGUCCAACCAGAGCUUCAGUGAUACCAGAGGGAGUUACAAGGUCUCCAAAUAUGGAGAGGAGGAGGACACUAGUAUUUCUGCACAGCAGUGUCGAACCAGGCAUCCAAUCAAUGCACUGAAAUUCACUGAGGAAUUGACACCCACAGAGCAAACACCACGAGGUUCAAUGGAGUCUCUUGCUCUUUCCAACGCCACAGGUCUCUCUGCAGAUGGUGGUGCCAAGAGACAAGAGCAUCUUUCUCGAUUUUCCAUGCCUGACCUCAGCAAAGAUUCAGGGAUGAAUGUCUCAGAGAAGUUAAGCAACAUGGGAACACUGAAUUCCUCUGUUCAGUUCAGAAGUGCUGAGUCAGUUCGUAGUCUCCUUUCUGUGCAACAGUAUCAAGAUAUGGAAGCCAACUUGCAUGAUCUUGCCAAUCCCAUUGGUUACAGAGACCCACCACCUCGUGGAAGGAUGCAUCAGAGCUUUGACUAUGAAGGAGGGAUGCUAGGGAACAAGUUGGCUGGACAAGAAGGUGCCAGACAUCCCCCCAUGAGUGAGCGCACUCCUAGACGGACUAAUCUCCGAGAAGACGACCGUCGUUACCGCCCUCACAGACCCCGACGGUCAAGGCGAUCCCGCUCAGACAAUGCCCUUCACCUCACCAGUGAACAGAGCUAUAAGGUGAAAGAGAGGCCCUCUCUACGAGCCAGGGAGGACUAUGACCAGUUCCUGCAGCAGAGAAGCUGUAGAGAGACCAUGGAGCAGGGUGCACGGAGAAACCUGUAUGGUCAGUGUCCACGGACUGUAUCAGACCUGGCUUUGCAAAACCACUUUACUGAGAGAUGGGGACCGUAUUUUGCCGAAUAUGAUUGGUGUUCCACAUGCUCCUCUUCCUCUGAAUCUGACAAUGAAGGCUACUUCCUCGGUGAACCAAUCCCACAACCCACCCGUCUCCAGUAUGUCACCAGUGAAGAGCUCCUUCACAAAUAUGGUUCCUACAGCAUGCCUAAGUCUUCCACACUAGGUGGUCGAGGACAGUUACACAGCCGGAAAAGGCAAAAGAGCAAAAACUGUACCAUAGCUUAACCUUGUCAUCCAAGCACAGUGUUGGAGAAUGUAAUUACUUCAUCAACUUGCACUGUUGUAGGUCUUUAAAAUGCUUUUUAUUGUAACAAAAAGUCUAGGCAAGUGGGGGAGUUAAGAGAAGGUCAUAGACGAGGGUCUAUAAAUAGUCAUAAUUGUUGGCAUGGUGAAUAUAUUUUGCACAUUUUAUUUUGGGGACGGAGGAGGGGAUAAAAUUUAUUUUAGCAUGUAAUAGUUAUAAACUUUACCUCCUUCCCACAAGUAGCUGCCACCCAUUUAAUACCCAGUUCACCCACAUUUUUAGUUGUCAUUGUUUACUAUAACCAGCAGUUAGCUACUAGUUUAUUCUCUCUCCUCACUUGCUUUUCAUUUCCAUCACCUUUUUGGAGGGGGAUGGUUAACUCUUCUGCCAGACAGCAGGGGAAGCUCAGAUGUUUCCAUCAUUGUUCUGCAAAUGCAAAGUCAAUGAGAAUUCAAAGAAAAUAUUUUUGUAUUUUAUAAUAUCAGAGGAAUUUCUGUAUCUUUGAAGUCACUGGGAAAUUCAUGUGCAUCCAUAAUUCUUUGGGGCAGGAGUUAAAACAAACACAGCUUCAGAACCCCUUUAUCUUUUGCCAUCAGAUUUGUUUCAGAUUAGCAAGGCUUUAUUUUAAAAAUGCCACCCCCCCCCUUUAAAGUAACCCCCUUUUUCCUACUUUAGUAGCACUUGAAGAGGCCUGCAAAAGUGCUCUUGAAACUUUCCAGCACCACCAUCUUCUGUUCCUGCUCCUGCAAUCCUAGGAACACUUUCUGAGGGUAAGCCCCAUUGAAUAAAAUGGGACUUACUUCUGAGUAGAGUUGCUUAGGAUUUCUCUCUGUGAAACUCAAAUAUAGGCUUUAUCUUCACUGAAACAAAAUUUAAGAACAGGUUUGUCUUUUUUUUCCCUUCAAAAUACAGAAAAAAUAUAACCACCAAAUGUCAAAGAACCUAGGUAUGAGAAGGCAUUCUACAUCUCUUUAGAGAGGGCUGAAGUUGCUAAAAUUUCAACUACUUUUGGGGGGAUGAACCAAAACAAUUGUAAAUGGUGCAGUUGUGUGGUGUCGGCAUGAACUUGUUUUAAGUAUAGAAUCGUUCUCUGGUGCUCUAGUUUCCUGGCAUAUGUUAACUGCUGCUCAUUACCAAGAGGUAUCUUCAACACUGCCUUCUUCUGAAAUCCAUGAAAUGAAUACAUCUUAAUCAUGUCAGACUUAAAGUCUACCCAUGGGAGAUAUACACUUCAAACCCAUUACGGCGGCAGUUUGAAGAGCAUAUCCUCAGGGCGGAGAAGAGUCCAUUUCUUUGGAACUAAAACUAAUCAACAAAAGCUUCAACAUGGUAGUUAUAUACAUAGGACUCAAAAUGUACUGUGUGCUACGGUGGAUGUGAGUUCUUAUUCUCUGUAUGCUUUUAACAAUUGGGAGAUUGACAUCAAGAUGUGUUCUGUAUUGUUUCCAGAUGGGACAGUGGGACCAAAGGCAACUCUCUCUCUUUUCUUUUCCUUCUUCUUUUUUGGGGGGGGCUGUUUUUUACUGUAGGAGCCGUAAAGCAGGUUUCAGUAGUCCCUAGUUGAAUAGGAUCUUGCAAACUUACUACACCUGUGCAUAGGAGAGCUUGAGGAUGCUGUUAAAGUCAGGACUGAUGGGAAUAGAUGGCAGUCUGCACAUUGGUGUGAGGGGGAUUAACAGCCAGGCACAAGGGCCCUGACUCACCAGGGGGACCGAAGAAGCAGGGCCUUUGUGCUCGCUCCAGCCCACUACAGAGCCAGGCCUUGGAUCAACGGCUCUGUGUCGCUGGGGGAGAGAACGACCUUGCCUUUUGGAAAACAGUGACUCAGGAGGAAGUUUCAGACAUGGAUGUAUCCAUAGCACAGCAAGGAGAUUUUUUGUUGUGCAUAAGGAGAAUGUGAUGAUUAUGAUUUUUUUUAAAAAAUAAUAAAGAAAAAGCAAAGAACUGAUGACAAA